AUGCGUGAGAGGACGCAUGCUUCAGACACCGAUGGUGUAUCAGACGAUAUUCGUGCCAUUUCCCUUGCAUUACAACAUCCAGAUGUGGAGGUACUUGCGUUCACUACAGUUCAUGGAUGCGUUUCUGUGGAGCAGGCAACAGCGAACGUAAAAAGAUGUCAGCGUGCUAAUGGAGUCCCAGCAACUAUCCCAACCUACAAAGGAGCGCAAGAGCCGAUUCUUGGCAAGGAACCUCGGCAGAAUACCGAAAGCAUCUUCUUUGGCAAAGAUGGAAUAGGAGACCAGCCGGAUGCAUUUCCUGAGGUCCAAGAAGACGAUUUCGAGCCAACUUCAGAGGAUGUAGCUGCAAUAGCACUUAUUCGACUUGCCAAAGAACAUCCUACGGCCACAUUGGUCUGCUUAGGGCCACUUACUAAUGUGGCCCUUGCACUGAAAUUAGAUCCAAAUUUCAACUUCAAACGAGUUGUCAUCAUGGGAGGAAACUACUACGGGAUCGGAAACGUAGCAUCGAAAUCGUCAGCUGAAUUCAAUUUCCACGGCGAUCCCGAAGCUGCCUCCAUUGUUCUUCAUAAGUUAGCUCCACAGUUGGUUGUAGUUCCGUGGGAAGCGUUCUUCCUCGAGGGAGCAAAGCAUCAAAAAGAAGUGGACUUCAACGCCCAUCUUCAUUAUGAUACCAAGCUGGCUUCUUUCCUGAGAACAGUGACCAGUAGAGGUAAGCUAGCGCUUGUGCUACGAUUUGAAUAG
Molecule: messenger RNA, 744 nt
Organism: Haemonchus placei
Lineage: Eukaryota; Metazoa; Nematoda; Chromadorea; Rhabditida; Trichostrongylidae
Source: the annotation of a GenBank genome assembly